CAGGAAAUCUUUGGUGGUUGUAUUUUGAUCCUGAUGAUGAAUCAUUUUGUUUAGCUUGUCAACAGAUAUUCACCUUCAGUUCACAAAUUAUGAUUAAGAGCCUGUGUGUGAGCAAUUCCCAAUGAAGUAUCAGGCCAUGGAUUUCAAAGCGAGAUUUUGAUAAGAAUAUAUCAAAAAUAACUUUCAACUCUCCAAUAAAAUAUAUUUUUCUUCUCAUCACAACCACAAAACUGCUGAAAGAUGGAUCACUCACCCAAAGAUAUCAGGCAUAAUGGGAUUGACUUAAGGUGUAAGUUCUUCACAUACAUCUGUUUUAUAUCUACUGUUUUUAUGAAAGUACUAAUACUAUCCAAUAAAAGCAGUCCUUUGGAACAACUCAGUUACUCAGACCAAUGGAAGCCAAGAAAGUUUGCAGGUUUGUGAGUGAAAUCUGUCGAUAGCCAUAUGCCUUAUAAAAGUUCUAAUUUUGUCCAAUUGAGCAGCAAACAAUUCGAAAGACCGAAGUCUCAGCGUACUAAAACUCAAUUUGGCUACCGGUGUGUCGUAACCUUUUGUCACCUUGUUUGAGCUUGAGCCAAUUUUGUUUUCCUUGCUAACAAUAAGAAGGAUUAUCUAAUAUUCGAACCAAAGUUGAAGAAGAGCACAAAGGUUUGUUUUACCUCUGAUUGAAUCGAAUCUUAUUGUAAUUAACCUAUUGUUCAGAAUUUUUUGAAUUGGUCGCGCAAGGACAGGUCUUCAAAAUGCAACCAACUCAGGAAUUUGCAUACAAUAUGAUGCGUGGUAAGGGUCUUGGUGCCCUGCCCGUAUUUCCACCACCGCGAGCUUCCACUCAAGAUGAGGAGGAUUACAGACCAAUUGAGCAUCUUGAGGAGUAAGUCAUCCAUCCAAUUAUUUGUUGUUAAUCCUAACCUUCAUUCACUAGUAAUCUACAAUCUGGCGUCAAGUACUAUAAAGUCGCUUCGAAAUCCGGUUUUAAAAACGCUGCAGCUGCUCAAUACCUUGCGGAAGGAGUCAAUCAAUUGGUUAUUAAGGAGCGUCCGAGAUGUGAAAUUGUUUUUGAUCAAAAAGGUGACGAAGGGGAAACGAACAAUCACUACAAGGGCAAACAGGUUUGGGGAAAUUUUGGUUACCUCUUUGUUAAUGGAACCUGGGUAGAUCCUGAUAGUGAGAAGGAUUUAGCGCGUGCAUUCAAAGGCUAUCCGGUGCUCUCACUAGACGGACUCGAAGGUGCCAGGGCCGAGGAUCCGCGAAUCAUGAGUCCAGCUCAAAUGGAGGAAUUUUAUGACUUCUUUAAUGAAUAUGUCUCUGAUGAUGAAGGAGAUUCUCGAAACAAUCGCUUGUCAGUAAAGGAUUUUCAGAAUAUGGUCCGUGGUACAGCCAGUGAAGGUAAAGGUGAUACUUGGGCUAAAGCAGUCGUCGCCCCACAAGUAAGAGAUCUAAUUGCCUUCAGGUUUCAGGUAGCUAAUAUUUCCUGAACUAGGAGAAAUAUACAGAAAGACCUAGGGAGCCACGAAAUCCUAAAACACAAACUGACAUGUUGCCACCGCAGAUAGAUAAAGAUACUGGUAGUUAUUACUCGGGAUAUGGAGGUGACAAUUCUGACACGGCCAGCAUUCUGCUUUCCGCAGCAGGUUACUAUCUAUCCAUUCCUGUGAUUAUUUCUAGCAUCUAACAUUAUUUUUACAGGCGUUGAUAUCCUUCAAAGACCUGAACACUUCAAUCGCAUGGACCCUCAAACCGAUAUGAACAUACUUGCUGAGGCAUAUGGUAGUCCCAAUGCUUUUAAAGAUGACAGUGGUUGGUCUGAUACAACGUCCCUUCCUAUUUUCAAUACGGUAUGUUUGAAUCUACUUCACCCUACCCUUUUAUCCUUGUGGGACUGAUAAUCAGAUAGAAAGCAGCUGCUAAAGCUAUCACUUGGGAUUUACCUAAUCUUACCGAUGAAGAACGCGAGGCGGGCUUAGCAUAUAUUACGUCGAGAGGAGAGGCACAUUUUCAACAUAGCCAAGUGAUGGCAAAAAACAGAGACGAGCUUAAAUCAGACAGGAUGAUUGCCUUCAGUGGAUUGGCAGGUUGUAUGAAGGAGCUUUUCUUCAUCAAGCAGUGGUUGAACAAUAAUCCCUUCAAAGCCAACGAUGAAACCCGCAGAUUGGUUGAUUCUAUUUCUUUGGAGGCACCAUUCAAACGCAUUGAACGCACCAUGAUCAGCAACAAUGAUCCUGCUCCUGUCGCUACUACUGAUUCAUAUCUCGGACUCAGUAAUCAAGACCGUACUUAUAUGCGUCUGAUCAAUGACAUUUAUCAAGACACCAAUAAUCUUACCCUACAUCUUCAGAAUCAGGCUAUGGUCUGGGAUGCUACCAAAGCUGAGAUCGAGGUAAAGAUUGGCGAAUACUUUGGCUUGCGGGAGAGAAUUAUGGCGGUUUCUGGUAUGACUAACGAUUUUAUUCAAAGUCUCAUCCCUGUCAGUGCUCCUCGAACUCCUCGAAUCAACUUUUAGGCUUCCUUUGGCUUGGUCAUAAUUUCAUUGCCCCUUGUGCUCUGGCACUCCAAGUCAAUCUCGCUAUCUUGGAUAAGGUUUUGCCUUCGAAUUUCGAAUUUACGUGAAUAGCCCCGUCUCUACCCGAUUUAACAGCCUAGUCUUCAAUACUUAUCUUCCAAGGAACCAAAACAUUCGAGCUCCUGGCAUUUCUCCAUUGUUUUUACUUUCAGCAGAACGAUAUACACGUUGUCUCUUGAUUACAGAUCAAUUGCGUUAUACUGCUUUAUGGCUUUGGGGAUAAAUGGACUCCACGAUGGCUAUUAGUGUAUCUCGUCCCAAUCUACAAUACGGCGCAUACGUUGCUUCGUCUAUCCUGGAGCUACAGGUUCGCUACGUCACGGAUUGGAUUGUAUUUGUAUGGCUUUGCUUUUGCUUCUCUUGCAAUCAUGAUACCCGGUAUAUUUCAUGGAAUGGAU
Molecule: messenger RNA, 2958 nt
Organism: Sclerotinia trifoliorum
Lineage: Eukaryota; Fungi; Ascomycota; Leotiomycetes; Helotiales; Sclerotiniaceae
Source: the annotation of a GenBank genome assembly